Molecule: messenger RNA, 6463 nt
Organism: Vollenhovia emeryi
Lineage: Eukaryota; Metazoa; Arthropoda; Insecta; Hymenoptera; Formicidae
Exons: 13
Coding region: 1526-4585 (1019 amino acids)
Biological process (GO): signaling
Cellular component (GO): postsynaptic specialization; glutamatergic synapse
Molecular function (GO): molecular adaptor activity
Source: RefSeq, a predicted model, not a curated record
CCGAGGUGGAGUGGAAGCUGCGCUGGAAGUGAAGCGAGAAAAAGAGAGACGUGACGGGGCCGUGAAUGAAGCAGUCGCGUACGCGCGGCGCGGCUAAACGGCGCGGUUUAGCGAGAGCUAUCUCCGAUACGCGUCCGAGCGGCGAUUUUUCAAUCGGAAAACGAUACACGCGCGCGGAAACGUCGUAAUUAAAGCGCGCCCACUCGCGUCCACGCGCGCGUCGUUAAAGCGGCGGCGCGUUUUUGCGCGAGGGACUCGCGCGAGGAUCGUCGGUUACUUCGAAAGUACGAAACGCGACCGCUCUGUUCCUCCAACGUAGGGUCAAGAUCGGAACGCGAGUCCGUCCGCGCGGGAGGUGAAACGACGCUCGUUUCUUUUUUUUUUUUUAAUACAACGCCUCGUCUCACUCGCGCGUGUGCGAUUUCAAGUGUGUCCAGGACUGGCGCGCGGUGAGAUAAUUUUAUACGAGCGCGUACCAGUGCGCCAUCGAGAAUCGAUCUUCCCGAUUCAUCUCCGCUCACACUUUCCCGAGAAACUGAUGCGCGAUGGAAACGAUUUGAGCGAUUCGGUGUAAGUGUACCAGCCCGGAGGGCAUCGAUUACCAUUCGCCGGAGGCGGAAAGAGGAGCGCUACCGCUCGCGAGUGUGUUCAGUGCGAUUCUCGGAGCAGAGAGAGAGAGAGAGAGAGAGAAGGAGCGAGAGCCCCGGUUUUUCUCUCCUCUCGCACGCCGCGAGAAGACACGGCCAGAAACGGGCGGAGGCGCGAGUGAAAUGACACGGGGCAGAAGCGUUAAUUUAGGAAAGCCAAGCGCCGGACCGGCUCGCGAUACCGCGCGCGCACACACGCGCGCGUGAGCAAUUCAAUUAAGGGAGCGCGGGCGUGCGUGCGUGCGUGCGUGCGUGCCCGAUCGCGCAGCGAGAUAAUUCACGUUGUACUCCUCCCCGUGGGAUGAAUGAACGUGACCCGCACGUUUCUUCCUCCCGCCCGGGUCGCGACGCAGAGAGAAGAAGAAGGAGGAGGAGGAGGAAGGGGAGGGGGCGAGAGGGAGAGCGAAGGAUCGAAGGGUCGUGCGCUCCGAUAAGGGCAUCCCAAAGAUUCGCGAGCCCCUGGUCCCCCGGUCGCCGCGAGGAAGGCGACGACGUGCUCGCGCACCGAUCGUCCGAGGAUCGCCCCGGAAGGAUCGCGGCGCAUCGCGACAAUCCUUCUCCGCCGUAACGCAACGGCGCCCGAAUUUUCCCGCGGUUAGCGCCGAUCGCGAUCCCGCGAGUGGGUUGGAGCAACAUCGCCGCCGGCGAGAGGAGGAGGAGGAGGAGAGAUGUGCCGAGGGCAUCAUCUGCUCGACGUGACACAACGCGCCGGCGGUCCUCUCUCUCCCCCCCGCGAUGCGGAUAGAUGCGACGUGGGAGGAUCGUUAUCGGGCGGGCAAUAAGGUCGGGAGCAAUUGAUCCCUCGGCGCGGCGUGUGUCGGUGGAUCUCGCCGGUUGAUCCGGACGCGCGGACGACGACCGCCGCCCUUCCGUCGGCCAUGGAUAGGAAGAGCGGAGGAGAGGCGCGGCCGAAGAUCGAGAUCGUGCGGGUCUCGUCCAUCGAGCGCAGCAACUUCCGGCCGCUGGACGGGGUGCAGCUACGCGCGACCUACAGCCACGUGCGGGUGGGCACUUACUGCCCGGAACCGGAUGCGGCCGGCGGGCCGGCCGAGACCAAGCCGCCGGUCGAGCAAGCGCGGCGCUUCAAGAAAAAUUUGGGACCAGUAUCAAGACUGCUGAGACGUCGUCAUCACGCGACAUGCCUUGCCACCAAAUCCUGUGAUAACAUUUAUAGCGUGAAUAGGAAUAGUAAUUCUCUGGACUGGAGAGUCAACCAGAACGCCAACGAACAAGAUCUGCAAGCCAGGCAGAGCAGCAGCCUAGACUGGAGGGUAGGAAGGUCCGUCACUUUCAGCUCGAAUCGGCUCCACUGGGGUAGCGCGACGCGGAGCGCCGAGCAGCUUUCCAGGAGCGCGCCUCUCACUUCCGAUCAUCUUCAGACGCCGAGCACGAGAUCGAAACUUGUGUCGCUAUUGAGACGACUCUCCCCGCGCCUGUCCCGACCCGGAAGCAAGGGCUCGCUGCAAUCGUCGCCGACGAUUUGUCCCUGGGUCCAAGUAGAGUACUCGGCGGAAUCGAUCGAGGCCGGCAAGCGAGAGGAGGCGCAGGAGAACGACGCCAGCUUCCAGCAGGAAUUGCAGUUGAACGAGCUGCGGAAACGGAUGGCCGGGAUUGCCUCCACGUCCCAGGUCACGACGAAGACCGCCAAGGAUGGCGCGGGGCAACCGAGUCUGCCGCGACCCAGGAUUCAGGUGCAGGAACCCGAAACCGAGUGUAACCACCGGAACGUCCGUACAACUGUGCACGAGGAUCGCGUGGACGAGGAACGGCGAGCGAGCGGGCAGCCUCGGCGCGGCGGUGGCGAGGUGGCGGGUCUGGAGGACGUCGACGACUCCUGUGCCGCGACGGUGACGUCGUCGGUGCCCGGAGCCGGUGGCAUCCGCUCGCAUCGACGCACCAGGCCGCUCUCCUUGGCAGUGCAGCCCCUCAACUAUCAUCGCCUCGACCCGGAUCCCCGACCGCCAGCGCAGAGCGUCACCAGGCACCACCCCAACAUGACCAGCCAGGAGAGCAUCGGCAGCUGCAGCCUGGACGUCGACCGCUCCGCGUCCGACCGAUCAGAGAACACCGUGGACUCCGUGUCCGAAAAGACACUGCACAGCCUGAAUCUGUCGUGCAACGGCGAACCGGUGACGUUACCCGAGAAAUUGGCGAACGGUAGCAACGAGACGUUGCAGAAGUCGCAUCUCACCCCCGACGAGAAGAAGUUGAACGCCAGCAAUGCUCAUCGCGGCAGCCCCGAGCCGGAGCUGACGGCAGCGAAGAAGCCUAGCUACUUGGGACUGGCGUGCAGUAUAAGCGGCUACUCAGGAAUCACCAGGUACGACAGUAAACUGAGGGAGGGAUUCCGCUCGAGAGACAGCAGUCCCGGCACGAGGCUGAUCACGAGGGACACGAGUCCUGCAGGUUUCAGAUCCAACGAGAAUCUUAGCGUUCCGACGCCCCAACAUCCGCCUAAGAGCCAGUCGAUAUCGCCGUUAGCGAUGGAGAGGCAAAACGGAUUCACGAACGGCGUGAAGGAGGAGUGCAAGGUCGAAACGUAUCGAGAGAGUAGAAGUUCAAUCGGCAUGGCAUGCCAGGGUUACUCGGAAGUCGACAAGGGGGUGUCGUUGCACGCGACGUUUUCCCAACUCAGCCCGAUGAGGAUGAGCACUUCCGCCAGCAAACGGAGCCCCGGAUUGUCGCCGAUGAUGUCCUGCGGUCAGCAGAACAAGUCCAUGGGCACGGGUUUCUCUUCGUCGAAGCAAGGUGUCACGAAUCCUUCGGGUGCAUCGUUUAGCGAUACUAGUAUUCUAAAUGGCUCGUCGGUAGAGGUUGAGAGUCAAGUGUUAAACACCUCGUCGAGCAGCGAGAAAUCCUUUAUUCAGCAGCGAGUGGAACGGCUGUACGGUCCAGGUGCUCUGGCGCAAGGUUUCUUCUUCAAACGCAGCACCACUAAGUUAAACACCAGCGACAGUAUUUUCAAUAAAUCCAGUAAUAACAAUGACAUUUCGGCAGACAACGCGAACACGGAGGAAUCGUUAAAGAAUCUGCCUGUCCUGCGACACUUGCGUCCGGAAUUUCGGGCGCAGCUCCCUGUAGUCAGUAGUAGAAAACCCACAGACGGCACGGAACAAGUUAUAAAGCCACUGCAAAGGAUAAUGCGGGCAUUACGAAAACCCGAGGAGAAAAACCCUACGAAUUCGCAGAACAGCGUAGUGAGAAGAAUUCCGAUUACCAUAGAGGACGAUGGACCGCAGCGCGAUAUGGCUAGUGAGAGCAUACCCGAUCAGCAGCCGGCCGCGCCGAAAGUAGUGUUACCUGUGUUGGAACCUAGCGUCAGCUCGACAAACAUAGCGAAACAAGCCCAAGAGGCGGAAAAAAUAGAGAAAGAUGGUCAUUAUUUUAUGAAGAUAUUGAAACAAGAGACAGAUAGACUGCUGUCGUUGGCCACAUCUGCAGAGGCCGAAUUAGCCAGCGGCGACACCGUUGCACUGCCAGAAGAGGCGGCUGGUAAGCUGCGAUCUGCCGCGGGAAAGGCUAGACUGUUAGCUUCGCAGAAGAUGCAGCAGUUUGAAGGAUUAUGUCAAAAGAAUAUCAAUCAGGUGCCGGGUGAAGAAUUUCCAACGACGAACGAGGACUUGGCUGGCUUCUGGGACAUGGUGAUGUUGCAGGUUGUUCAAGUAAACGAACUUUUUGACCAGAUAGAGGAACUAAAGAAGUCGCAAUGGCAAGAGGUCGUGCCGGACAAGAAAACCGCGUCGACCUCGCAAAACGGUAAACGCCGAGUCAUACCAGUCCACAAAGCGAAACCGACCGCGAACAGCGAGGCGAACAAAAAGGCGCGAGAGGCGAGGGAGCAGGCGCGACGACAAAUGAUUGAGGAACGAAGACGAGCGAUGCGCUCCAAUGCGCAGAACGCCGACAGUUCCGUCGAGAUCUUCGCUCCCGAAACGUAACGACGAACUGUUGUACGUUGAGUCCGAAUCGAUACUAUCCGCUCGACAUUGCGACUCCUAAGGAAUAUUAGCGUGUACAGACCGUCAGUUCGAACGAAAGGGGGAAAAAAAAGAAAGAUAGGACUCGAGCUCGUACACGAGGCCGCAACGCAAUCAGCCUCGGCAAAAGAAUCAAAUUCGCUUGUUAUAAUUAUUCAUUCAAGAUAUUAUCCUUCGCUGCACACGCGAAUUAUGCGCGGCGAGGAACAGGAAAGUAUUAAGCAGAUAUAUAUCAUGUAAUAUGUGUUGAAAAGUUGCUGAAAAUUUAAUGCUACUACAAAUAAGAGAGAGGAUAUAACACACGAGUUAACGAAAAGCGCUUACGUUUCGCUGUUUCUCACUCUUUUUUUCAUCGAACUUCGACGUGUCACGCCUCGAAAAUUCUAGCGCAAUAACGCGACACACGAUGUGUCGCCUCUUGUCCAUAGAGAUAUUUUAUAAACGAAAGGUGAGAUAUUUACUGUAGCACUUUAUCAAAUUGUUUUUCUACGUUAUGUGUCUCCGGAUGGACAUUCUUAACUUAUAUUUAUAUAAAUGGUAAUAAGUUGCGUGGGGCAAAAGUUAGGAACCGGCGACUGAGGAAGAAAUGAUUGCGUGAUCCCGCAAAAAAUUCUCGCCAAUGGGAUAAUCAGUCGCAUUUUAAAAGUCAAGAGAUGCGUCUAGGUUAAGGAUAAAUAAAUCGAUGAGAAUUUGUAACAUAUAUAAUAAUUUGAUAUAUAUAUAACGACUUCUGACGCAAAACGCGUUAUUUACUAAUUUAUUCGGGAUAGAUCCCGUUAUCGGUGAUUCGCAAUCUCCUUAACCUAGACAGGUAGUUUAUUACGUAGCUUAUAUAUGUAAAUAGAAUUAAUGAAUAUUCACAAUUUGCACAAGGCUGACUCCACGCCGAGUGUUCGCCUAAUAGCUUUUUCUAUCAGACGUCGAUAAAGUUUCCCCCGUUGAGAGGUAUUGUCAACCGCAGGCAGGCGUAAAAAGAUUCCUAUUAUGCUUAUUAUAUAUUGCGCGUCUGACGGCGAUAAAUAUUAUUUUAUUAUUAUUGUUCCAAUUACGACCAUGUGCAGUUACACCUUCGCGUCUCUCCCGCGCGAAACAUAAAUUGAACCCGCGUUCUCCUCAGAAAUGCUCUCAGCGACGCGAUGUUUCCUGGAGACUCAAUGUGCCAGAAACACCCGAUGCUAACGUAUUUUUUUUCGACUUGUAAGAUUGUGUUUGAUGAAUCUUGGAAUAUCACACAUAAUUCGAAACGCUCGUCGAGAGAGAAAGAAAGGUGUAUCGGAACCCGCGUGACAGAUGCGUUGAUAAUGUCCUCGCUAUCGCGAUGGACCUCGGCGACGAGGAUCCGACUGUGAUCGACGUACGUGUCACAUCCGCCGAAUUUGACAUUCCUGCGACAAGAGUAUCUCUCGUCACGACACGUCACACUCUUCUUCUUUUCGUUUAGUUUGUAGCGAUAGCGUUACUCCUCGGCGUCCGAUCCAAUGGUCAGCGGUUCUAACGGCAAGUCAUCAACCAAAUAACACUCAUACUCUAGGUAAAUAAUCACACGCGCGUCGUCACACGCCAACUGUAAUCGCGAUUCCGUUUAUAAUGUUACAUUUCUUAUCAUAAUUGCCAAUUACACUCGUCUCACUCGAAAUUUUCAUACAAAUCUGCCCGGAUAAUUUAUUGAUUGUUGAUUCCCUUGGUGCCUUCAUUAUUUAUACGUGUGUACAUACAUAAUCGACUGACAGCCGAUAAUUUCGUGUACAUGUAUCUAUUUAAGUUAUACGUUCGACCGAAUUUCACGAAAUCUGUUGAUAAAUGAGAAUAAAACAAAUAAAUUCCAUUAUUUAUCAGUCA